Messenger RNA from Caretta caretta (loggerhead turtle), 519 nucleotides. Its product is annotated as C-C motif chemokine 1-like. Gene Ontology annotation, biological process: immune response. The record is from RefSeq and is a predicted model, not a curated record. Gene Ontology annotation, cellular component: extracellular region. NCBI's taxonomy places the organism in Eukaryota, Metazoa, Chordata, Testudines, Cheloniidae. Gene Ontology annotation, molecular function: chemokine activity.
CCCUUCUCGGCCACCCCACUGUGGAGCAACCUGCCUCUGCUGCAGCGGGAGCCGAGAGAACCUGCCUGGAAAUGAAGGUCACCUCCUUAGCCCUGACAACGCUGCUCCUUGCCGCUCUCUGGACUGAAGCCCACUGCGAUUCCUUCGUCAGCCAGAGCAACACAUGCUGCAUGAAAGAUAAUUUUGUUCCCAGAAGAAUUUCUCCAAAACACAUCAGAAGUUGCAGACCCACAGGUCCUAACUGCUCUCGCCAGGCCGUGAUAGUGACACUCACACAGGGGAAGGAAGUCUGUGUUGAUCCCAGUAAGAUAUCGCUGGCCACAUGUCAAGGAAAGCAAGAAAAACCACGUAAAGACACCCAGACUGCACAGCUGAGACAGAAGCAGCUGGACAAGAACUCCGUGUGAUGCUCCACAUUAUUGACAUGGACUGAUGUGCAUCAGUGCACGGUUUAGAGAAGCUAUUUUUCUAGCCCUCUUUAUUUAAGGAGAACCCCUCCCACUCCUCCAUCCCUUCUGU